Messenger RNA from Amborella trichopoda, 1985 nucleotides. Its product is annotated as protein NRT1/ PTR FAMILY 2.7. Gene Ontology annotation, molecular function: transmembrane transporter activity. The record is from RefSeq and is a predicted model, not a curated record. Lineage: Eukaryota; Viridiplantae; Streptophyta; Magnoliopsida; Amborellales; Amborellaceae. Gene Ontology annotation, biological process: transmembrane transport. Gene Ontology annotation, cellular component: membrane.
UUAAGAAGCAGUUAGUUGUCUGCAACUCUUAUGAGAAGAGUGAGAGAAUGGUGACACGACAUACACAGUAGCCUGAAGAAUUAAGCAAUCCUGGAGGAUCACUUUUAUCUAUGGAGCUUGGCGUAGCAGAGGACAAGCCAAAAGAUAUUCAUACAAACCCAAAUCCAGGAGGAUGGAAGACCUUCCCCUUCCUCACAGGAAGCAUGGUGACAAUGAGCAUCGCAGCGUAUGGGUUGCCUGCAAAUCUGAUCGUUUACCUCAUCCAACAGUUCAACAUUAAGAGCAUUGCCGCCACACAGAUAACAAAUGUCGUAAAUGGAUUCACUAACCUCCUCCCCAUUGCUGGUGCCAUCAUCUCCGAUUCCUUUCUAGGAAGCUUCCCCACCAUUGCCAUUUCUAAUUCCAUUACCAUGCUGGGAAUGAUCCUAAUGACCCUUACGGCGACCAUUCCGUCUCUUAGGCCACACCCAUGCAGCACCAAUUCGAGCCAGGCAUGCCCAGGGCCAUCGGGUGGCCAACUUGCUGUCCUCUACUCAGCAUUUGCACUGGCAGGCAUAGGCGUAGCAGGCACUCGCUUCAACAUGGUGACAAUGGGUGCAAGCCAAUUUGACACCCCUGCAGAUCGCGAGAGCUUCAUCAAUUGGUACUUUUGCAGCAUCUACAUGGCGUUUGUGAUCGCGGUCACCGGUAUUGUCUAUGUUCAAGAUAAUGUAGGAUGGGGUUGGGGCUACGGCAUUUGUGCACUAUUGAAUGCCAUCAGCAUCUUGGUGUUCUUGGCUGGAAGGAAGAAGUAUAGAAUGAUUGAGCCCGAGGGUAGCCCCUUCACUGGACUAGCUAGGGUUCUAGUUACGGCCGUUCGGAAGAAUGGCAUGAGACUUAGAGGUAAGGUGGAUUCAGGGGAUUACUAUUAUGGAUGCAAGGAAGGCAGAGGUGGAGCUGAGGAUGGGAGUGUAGAAAUGAUGCAGGCAUUGCCUCCUCCUCCGAGUAAGCGGUUCAGCUUCUUGAACCGAGCGGCACUGAAGGUCCAAGGUGACAUGCACCCGAGUGGCUCGGUGGCCAAGCCAUGGAAGCUCUGCACAGUUAAACAUGUGGAGGACCUAAAGACCAUACUCAGCAUUGCCCCCCUUUGGUCUGCAAGCUUCCUUCUAAGCACAUCGAUUGGCGUCCAGGCAAGCCUUUCUGUGCUCCAAGCCCUUGCCAUGGACCGGCAUCUCGUAUCACACUUUGCCAUCCCUGCCGGCUCUUUCAGCGUCUUCACUCUCCUUUCCUCCGCCAUGUCCUUAAUUCUUCUCGAUCGCCUGAUAUACCCAUUCUGCAUGGCCCAUCUUCGCACACCGACGUUAUUGCAACGCUUGGGCAUCGGCCAUUGUCUGAACUGUACAGGGAUGGUAGCCUCUGCAUUGGUUGAGGCUAGGCGACGUGCCGUCCUCAAAAGUCAUGGACUCAUAAGCAUCCCGGCCAAUGCUGCAGCCCCUAUGUCUGCUUUAUGGUUGGUGCUACCAUUGGCUUUGGUGGGCUUGGGGGAGGCCUUCCACUUGCCAGGACAAGUGGGGUUGUACUAUCAGGAUUUCCCAAUGGCGCUGAAGAACACCGCAACUGCUGCUGUCGCUGCGGUCAUUGGGUUAGGAUUUUAUUUGAGCACCGCAGUUGUCGACUUGGUGCAGCGCAGCACCAAUUGGCUUCCAAACAACAUCAAUGCCGGACGCCUCGACAAUGUGUACUGGAUGAUGAGCGUGGUAACAUUGCUGAAUUUUGGGUAUUUCCUCAUUUGUGCGGGUUUGUAUGGGAACCAGAGUAAGGAUGGGAUUGAUGAAUCAGUGAUAAAAGAGGAGAGCAACAAGUAAGGGUGAGAAUUUUUGUUACUUGGUUACUGUAAACUGGGCAGAACUAGAAUUUCAUUGUCUGAGGUAGAUGGUGAGUUCAUAGCUGCUGCUUCUUUUUUUCUUACCUUUUGGGUAUGUAAUCCCAUAGCUACUAUUUUUUUC